Molecule: messenger RNA, 3933 nt
Organism: Glycine soja
Lineage: Eukaryota; Viridiplantae; Streptophyta; Magnoliopsida; Fabales; Fabaceae
Product: FHA domain-containing protein PS1
Exons: 6
Coding region: 147-3695 (1182 amino acids)
Cellular component (GO): nuclear membrane
Molecular function (GO): protein binding
Source: RefSeq, a predicted model, not a curated record
CGUAGCAAAACGGUCACCGUUUUCCAAUAAUUCAAACUCUCUCUCCCUCUCAUUUCUUAAGAACCUCACUCUCUCCUUCACUCCUUCAAACUGAACCACACUCCUCACAAAACCAAGAAAGAAGGAAAACACCGUUCGCUUCGACGAUGGGUUUAGAGAAUCAAUCCAAGGCAGAAGAAGAAAAAGAGGGCGAAAUCCCAGUUCUAACGGUGCUGAAGAACAACACGGUCCUCAAAAACAUCUUCAUCGUCAACAAGCCCACCGAUCAGAAGCAGUCAAGUGCCGAUCACGUGAACGUGCUUCUCGUGGGUCGUCACCCCGACUGCGACCUCAUGCUGACGCACCCCAGCAUCAGCCGCUUCCACCUCCAGAUCCGCUCCAAUCCCUCUUCCAGAACCUUCUCCCUCCUCGACUUAUCUUCCGUGCACGGAACGUGGGUGUCCGGGAGGAGGAUCGAACCGAUGGUGAGCGUGGAGAUGAAGGAAGGUGAAACGCUGAGGGUCGGGGUUUCGAGUAGGGUUUAUCGGCUGCACUGGAUUCCGGUUAGUCGCGCGUAUGAUUUGGAGAACCCGUUUGUGGCGCAAUUGGAUUCGGUUGCGGAAGAGGAGGAAGAAGAAAAAGAAGAGGAGGAAGAAAUGCAGAACUUGAACUGCUGUCCUGCUGAAAUGGAAGAAAUUGAAUCAAUGGAUUCAAUUGUUGAGGAUAUCAGUUCUUUAUUCCUAGAUGAGAAUGUGGAACUAACUGUGAAAGAGGAAAUUCCCUUGGAACCUUGGAUGUUGGAAGACAUGAUUUCUUUAUGUUGUGAGGAAGAAAGGAAGAGCCCAUCAAAAGAGGAAGCAAUUGGAAUCCCAAGUGACCCUUUUGGAACUGAAACAUCAUAUUUGCCUACGAUAUCUGAUGGUGAAAACAAUUUGUGUGACUCUGUGAGCCAGGUUCUAUCACCAACUUAUGUGGAAUCACUUGUGGAAUGUGAUGACACACUGACAGAAAAUUUGUCUGAUACUUCAUGUUUGCCAGCUGUGGAAGCUGUUUUGGAGACCAAAAUGCUGCAGUUCCAUACUCCACCUGACAUAUUUACUUCUCCAUUGCCAUCUGGUCAUGAGAAUUUGUUUGAAAAGCAUUAUUCUAGCUUGCCUGUAAAUACAGCUCCAUCAUCUCUUGGUGAGAAAAGUGCACCUGAAGCGGUAAUAAUGCCUGAAGAAACUGAAUGUGAAUCUGAAGAUGAUGAAAGCAUUAUAGAUAUUUUUACAGUACCAGAAUCUCUUCAUGCCGCUGAAGAUGUAAUAACAACUAAUGAAUCUGAAUCCGAAUGUACCCUCAGAGAUGACGGAAGUGUUACAGAUGCUUUUAUUGCUGGAGCUGGAAAUUUCAAUUCUGAGGAUGUAUUUCUGCCAGUUGAGGAAGUUAUGCCUGGAACCAAAGUUGAACAAAUCAAAAUUGUUGAGAAAGUUGCUAUGGAUUCUCUAUCUGAUGAAGGAAAGCAACAUAUGUAUAGAUCACUGUCUCAGCUGCUGAAUGAUAAAUUUUGUCAUGACCAAGGGCACUCACUCAAUGAAAUAGUUCAAGAUGUUAGAAACAAGCACGCAUAUAGCAUCUCCCCCACACCGCAUCAGAUAGAAUCAGUCAAUUUGUCAAUGCCACAAGAAGUAGUUUUGAAUAUUAUGAAUGAGGACCAGACCCAGCACUCUGAUAUGGAAAAUCUUGAAAGCUGCAUAAAAGCAAUGGAGAAAACUUCAACAAAUAUUUGGUCAAGAAGAGGUAAAGCUACUAGUGCUCCUCAGGUUCGAACUAGCAAGAGCAUACUGAAGAAUGCAGCCAAUGUUGAAGUUGCAAUGAGCAAUGAGAAGGAUAUCAGAAACAGAACAAUCUCAAAGAAUCUUUCCUCUGUUCUGGAUGGGGAAGUAGAAGAAGACGACGAAGAAAUCUACACUCCAGAUAAAGAAAACAUCAGUCCGAAUACUCUCCACUUGCGAUUUUUAAAGAAGGGUAAAAUAGAAGGAAUUAAACAUUCCAAGUCACAAAGGUCACGACACAUUUUAAGGGAUACAUUUAAUUGUGAUAUCUAUCCAAAUGAAAGCAUAGAUCCCACUUUAAAGGAAAAAGAAAUCUUCAUUCCUGAGGAGGAAAACUUAAAUCCAAAUGCCCUUCAAUUGCGGCUUCUGAAAAAGAAGGGUAAGGUAGAAGAAAUUAAACGUUCCAAGUCACGAAGAUCACCCCUUUCAAAGGGUACGUUUAAUCCUGACAUGUAUCCAAAUGAAAACAUAGGCUCCACUUUAUGCAACAUAAACCAGAAGGAUAGCAUAAAUAGAACAAUUUCAAGGGAUCUAUUCUCUGAUUUGGAGGGGGAAGAGGAAGAAGAAAUCUUCACUCCAGAUAAGGAAAACUUCAGUCCAAAUACCCUUCAUUUGCGGCUUCUGAAAAAGAAAGGCAAGGUAGAAGAAAUUAAACAUUCCAAAUCACAAAGGUCACCCCUUUCAAAGGGUACAUUUAAUCCUGACAUGUAUCCAAAUGAAAGCAUAGGCCCCUCUUUACACAGAAUGAAUCAGAAGGAUGUCAUAAACAAAACAAUCUCAAAGGAUCUUCUCUCUGAUUUGGAUGGGGAAGAAGAGGAAGAAGAGAUCUUCACUCCAGAUAAGGAAAACUUCAGUCCAAAUACCCUUCGAUUGCAGCUUUUGAAAAAGAAGGAUAAUUUUUGUCCCAACUUAUAUCCAGAUGAAAACAUGAUCCCCACCUCAAACGAAGAGAAUCAAACUCUAAAAGGAGUCCAGGAUCAAAAAUUGCAAAGAAAUCCUUUCAGCAGCCAUAUCAAGUUUGCACAGGAGCAAGAUUUGAAGGACCGAGUGGAAAGGAUACCCUUCCAAUCACUGAGGAACUCGGGAGACAAGAGGAGAUCAGGCACUUGUUGUCCUGUUUCUGCUUCCAAAAGCCUUCAUUUUAGUAAUUGUGGACAAAUUUUAGACCAGCGUUUUAACCCUUCUGAUAUUAGUGGGGUGCCAAAGAAGAGAAGCUGGGACAUGAUUGUGGAUACUACAUCUCUUGUGAACAAGGAAUCAAGGAAAGCUCUGCAGCUUUUACAAGGUCUCAAGGGGACUCGGUUAAUCAUUCCAAGAUUGGUCAUAAGGGAACUGGACCGUAUGAAGCAACAGUUCACAAUUUUCAGAAGAAUUUCAGAGUCUUCUUUGGCAUUGGAAUGGAUUGAAGAAUGUAUGGUGAAGUCAAACUGGUGGAUUCAUAUCCAGAGCUCAGUGGAUGAGGGAAGGCUAAUUGCUCCAACCCCACCUGCUUCUCCUCUGACUCAGUUGAGUGAAGAGAGUUGGACUUCUCUUUCAACCCAGAAGUUCUCCAUGGAAAUUGCUUCACCAACAGUAGAAGAUCACAUCCUUGACUUUGCUCUUCUAUACAGAAGAAACCAAAAUGAUGGACAACUUAUCCUGCUUAGUGAGGAUGUCACAUUGAAAAUCAAAUGCAUGGCAGAGGGGUUGCUAUGUGAACCAGUGCAAGAGUUUCGUGAGAGUCUAGUGAAUCCAUUCUCUGAGAGGUUCUUGUGGGACAAAAGCAUUCCUCGAGGACAGACUUGGUCUUGCCAAGACGACGUAGUCUUAAGGGAGAAAUUUUGUCGUUUAAGGAAGCCAUCAAAGGGAGUUGCAAGCGGUUUGAAGCUAAUUCUACUUCACAACUCUCAAUAUGGACUCUGAGCCAGUGGCAAAAACAGUUCAGUUGAGCCAGCUGAACAGUCUUGAUUGACCACAGUAUUCUCAUUUGCUGGUUGCAAUGCCUUAAACUUUUUUUUAUUGCAAACAUUACCUAUAAAUAUUAAUCAAUUAGAUUUUAGCCAGCUGGUAGCAACGUCUUAAAAACCCUCCUCACAACAGGGAUUGUGAAUAGUGCUAUACUACAUCAAAAUAAAAUUUCAUGAAUUUAUCUAGUGUAAAA